Messenger RNA from Purpureocillium lilacinum, 1083 nucleotides. RefSeq lists its product as uncharacterized. Lineage: Eukaryota; Fungi; Ascomycota; Sordariomycetes; Hypocreales; Ophiocordycipitaceae. The record is from RefSeq and is a predicted model, not a curated record. Gene Ontology annotation, biological process: canonical NF-kappaB signal transduction.
AUGGACGGCGAGCCUCCAUCCGCCAAGAGGCGCCACAUCCUAUCGUCUUUCAACCAAGACCGACCGAUAGAGGCAGACACAAGGCGCAAGAAGGAAGCUCCGGAUGAAGAGAGACAUGAGCGCAGAGACUCUCAGGCCCCGAAACGCUCCCCGCCUCGAGACCCAGAGCCUGAAGAUGCGGACGGGGAUCCGCUGCGCCCGAGGAAGACGCGCUUGAAGCUCAAGAAACACAAACAUCGCCAUCGAUCACGGUCGCGCAGCGGCUCCCCACGGCGACAUGACGAGGAGAGCGGCAAUCAUACGAUCGGUGACCGGCACCGGCACCGGCGACGCCACCGCCGGCGACAUAGGUCUCCGACGCCUCCCAACAUCCACGACGCGCCGCCUCUGGACCCGGAAGCGGCAUUUCGGGAGUCUCUGUUCGAUGCCAUGGCGGACGACGAGGCGGCUCUGUACUGGGAGAGCGUCUACGGCCAGCCGGUCCACAUAUACUCGAACGAAAAGGUCGGCCCGCAGGGCGAGCUCGAGCGCAUGACGGAAGAGGAGUAUGCCGCUCACGUGCGGCAAAAGAUGUUUGAAAAGACCCACGCUGGCAUGCUCGAAGAGAAGGCGCGACGGGAGGAGCGCAGGAAACAGCGGGAUCAGGAGGAUCGCGAGCGGCGCAGGACGCAAGACAAGGAGGACAGGCGACAACGCGAGCUGCGCGAGGAGAUGGAACGCAGCCUGCGGCGCGGCCAGGAGCGCAAGGAACGAAAGACGUGGACCGAGCUGUGGGAUCGGUACACGGCCGCGUGGGCAGCCUGGGACGGCGACCCGACGAAAGUUCCGUGGCCGGUCAGAGACGGCGAGCGCAAGUCCAUCGACGAGCAAAACGUGCGCGCGUUCUUUCUCCAGGGCCUGAACCUGAGGGAACUCGGCGAGGGUGCGUUUGCCGCCAAGCUCAGGGACGAGCGCGUGAGAUGGCACCCGGACAAGAUGCAGCAGCGGCUGGGUGGGCGCAUGGACAGCGAGGUGAUGAAGGAUGUGACGGCGAUAUUCCAGAUUAUCGACCGGCUGUGGGGUGAGAUGCGAGCGAAUAAGUGA